Molecule: messenger RNA, 671 nt
Organism: Pelagomonas calceolata
Lineage: Eukaryota; Pelagophyceae; Pelagomonadales; Pelagomonadaceae
Source: the annotation of a GenBank genome assembly
CUAGCACGGCACGACUUUUAGACAGCAAAAAAAGCGCGCUGCGCACGCUGCCGCACCGAACGCUUAGCGCAUUCGUCGUUUGCAUUCGUGCCGCUCGCGACUAGACAAAAACCGCGACUUCCGGAGACGGCAGGACGCCAAAGACCACAGGCUGCUCUCACCAACAGUGCGCGCGCGCCCGCUGCGACGAGUGCAGCGAUCAGUGCAGACGCAGCGCUCGAAUCAUGGCCGAGAACCCGAACCCGCCCCACAACCCCACGGGCCGGCCCUCGAAAGAAGCAGCAUCGCCGCCGAAGAAGUACGUCCGGGGCCCCGACGACGAAAUAUAUAAGAGAAAAAGAGAAAAAAAACCGCCGAAACCGCCCGACCUAUCGAAGGACCUCCAACAGAUGAUGUACGGCUUCGGCGACGCCCAGGAAGUGGACGCGGAAUCGGUGGAGAUGGUCGAGCGGUUGGUGCGACAGUACAUUGACGAGCUGCUGGGGGAGGCGUCUGCUAUUGCCUCAAUACGACGGUGUCCCCUGGACUCGGGGUGUCUGUUGUACGCCGUGCGCCACGACCGCCUGAAAUUUGAGAGAGCUAGACGAUUACUGGAGAUGAAGGAAGUCAUCCGAGACGCGCGGAAGAAGGCCGACGAGGUAGAAGACGUAGACUGAGUAAUUGGUAGAAAC